Molecule: messenger RNA, 1023 nt
Organism: Parnassius apollo (apollo)
Lineage: Eukaryota; Metazoa; Arthropoda; Insecta; Lepidoptera; Papilionidae
Source: the annotation of a GenBank genome assembly
AUGACGCAACCAUCGACUAAAGAAAGGGAAGUGCUCUUGAAUAUAAUAGAAUUAUACAAAGACAUGCCAUAUCUUUGGGAUAAAAAACAUAAGGACUAUAAAAACAAAGAUAUAAGAAAUGAUGGAAACAAAGUGCUUCUUGAAGUUUACAAAGGAUUCGAUAGCAACGUGACAGUGACAAAUUUAGUAAAAAAAAUUCAAAAUUUAAGAAGCGGUUACUUUAAGGAAUUAAAAAAGGUAAAAGAAUCGAGUCGCACUGGAGCUGGAGCUGACGAGGUGUAUGUACCUACACUUUGGUACUUUGAUGCUUUGAGUUUUCUUGGGUCGGUUAGUGAGCCUUGUCGUAUAGACCAAGACACAAUGGAAACACAGGAAAUUUCGACUUCAUCAUCUGAAACCGAAAGUGUACGAAGAUCUGAGUCAGCGUCUCCACAAAAGAAAAAGAGAGUUACGAAAGCUAGCUUACUGCAAAAGCAUGAGUCACUCAUAAAUACAGCUGGGAAACUUCUGCAUAAAAAAGAAGAGGAAUGGGAAAUUAUAGGAAAGGGUAUAGGCUUGCAACUGAAGGAUCUAAAUAAAAGACAGUUUUAUAUAGCUCAGAAAAUAAUACAUGACACCCUCUAUUACGCCCAAAUGGGAAUGUUAACUGAACAUUCAUCUGUCACUGGUCUCGAACAUAAUCAAUCACAGCACACUUACGAGUCAACAGUUGGAAACCGUAGAACUACACUAAUAUAUCAAGCUCCAUUUCGCUAUCCAGCCCGUAGACUGUAUACUCAAUCAGCUGGUGCAUCAUCAUCCCCUAAAUAUUAUAUUAAUUCUGAUUCUCAGUCAUCUUGUGCCAUACCGUCGUCACCAUCCCCAUCUCCAAAAGGACUACUUAUUGAGUCGCCUCAUCCAUCCCACUACACUCAACCACCAUAUUCUUCCCCUAAAUCACUACCUCAAGAGCCCUCGCCACAGCAACGCUCUUCGAAAGAUGCAGUUUGGACGACGAUCACUACUGAAAUGAAAGAAAGUUAA